GUCGUGACGGGUGGGCGGCGCGGCGGGACUGGUGACUCGGGGCAAGCGGGACGCGGAGGCGUUAGGCAGGCGCUGGCGCCCGGGGAGGGAGCGAGGGUGCAAACCUCACUGCUUUUUCGAAGGGACUGCUUUUUGUAAAUCAAAGUUUCUCUGUUACCGCGGGAGAGGCUCCGAGGUGGAAGGAGGAGGGCUGCGCCUCGGCGGCUCCCACUGGCCUCUUAGGUGCUCGCGCUCCCCAAUUGAAAAUUUUAGGACUUUUUCGUGUUUCUUCAGCAGGGGGCCGCCCCGCCUGUGGGGAGGAGGCUGCCGUGGGACAGGCGGCGUUAGGCAGGGGGCUUGGUAAUGUGAAGGACAGAUUGCCUGUUUCCCCAAAGUUUACUCCAAGCUGACUUCUCACUGCAAAUGGACAGUUUGUCAAAGAUGAGGCUAGGUGGAGCAGCUUCUUGCUAUCUCAACUAUGGAAGGCCAACUUUGUGCUAACUUGGAGAUUUCUGUGAAAAAACCUGCAGGAGCAAGUCCUCCCUCCUUCAUUGCUUUGUUGAAGGUAUACCGAGAACUUCUGGUCAGUAGAAUCCGAAACACACAGUGUUUGAUUGACAACUUGAUUAAGAACGACUACUUCUCCACUGAAGACGCAGAGAUUGUUGUCCAGUUUCCAACACAAGCAGAUAAGGUUCGCAAAAUUCUAGACCUGGUUCAGAGCAAGGGAGAAGAAGUCUCAGAGUAUUUCAUCUGUGUCCUGCAGAAAGUCACUGAUGCUUACUAUGAACUUCAGCCUUGGCUGGAUGAAAUAGGUUACAAGCCUUCAGAGAAUAUUUGUAGUAAACCUGUGGUAAAUACAGAUCCAGUUAGCAGGUAUCGCCAGAAACUCAGACAUGAAUUGGGACGGGACUCUAAGUUUGUUAUGUCAUAUGCUCAGAGGGAAGAGAUGCUGCUUGAAGAAAUCUACUCUAACAGUAUUAUGGAGCUGGUCAGUUUUACUAAUGAGAGUCUAGGCAAAGUGUCUCAAUUAGAAGCCCUUUUUGAUGAUGCAGUUGGGCUAAUUAAUGAAGAUGGAGAGACUAUUUAUGUCUUUGGCGAUGCGGGAAUUGGAAAAUCCAUCCUGUUGCAAAAGAUACAAAGCCUUUGGGCCAGAAAAGAAUUGGACAUAGGGGCCAAAUUUUUCUUCCGUUUCAGAUGCAGGAUGUUUAGUUGCUUUAAGGAAGAUGAAGCCAUAUGUUUGAAAGACCUACUCUUCAAAUAUAAUUGCUACCCAGACCAGGACCCCACCGAAGUGUUCCAUCACAUACUGCAAUUCCCUCAUACAGUUCUUUUCACAUUUGAUGGCUUUGAUGAAAUCUAUUCCAACUUUGAUCUCAGUAGUGUUCCUGAGAUGUGUUCACCCAAUGAACCCAUCCACCCCCUAGUGCUGCUGAUAAGCCUUCUCAGAGGAAAGCUGCUUAAGGGAUCCAAGAAAAUUCUUACGGCAAGGACAGGAACUGAGAUCCAAAGAAACAUCAUUAGAAAGAAAGUGUUGCUCCGUGGUUUCUCCAGCAAUAACCUGAAGGAAUACGCUGCCAUUUUUUUCAAAGAUGAGGGGCAGCGAACACUGGUAUUGAACCAGUUGGAAGCUAACCCCAAUCUCUGCAGUUUGUGUUCAGUGCCUUUAUUUUGCUGGAUUAUCUUUAAAUGCUAUGAACACUUCCAUUCCGUGUUUGACAGCCACGAGCUUCCAGACUGUUCUGUUACAUUGACAGAUGUGUUUUUACUCAUGAUUGAAGUCCAUCUGAACCGAUCUCUGAAAACAAGUUUGCUGAGGAACAACACCAGAAGCCAAGCAGAGAUGUUCAAAUCAAGAAAGGAAACUCUUCUAGCUUUGGGUAAAAUGGCAUACAAAGGGAUGGAGAACUCUUUCUUUGUCUUCGAGCAGGAGGAGGUCUCAUCAGCAAACAUCUCUGAAGAAGAUUUGCAAUUGGGCUUUCUCAGGACAGUUAAAGGUUACAGUGGCUGUGAUGAUCAGUCCACUUACGAGUUCUUGCACUUAACUCUUCAGUCUUUUUUCACAGCUUUGUUCCUGGUUAUUGAAGAGAAAGUGGGUGCCAAGGAGUUACUUCAGUUUUUCAAUGAAUGUUCUUCCACUGAGACUGCCCAGCCUACUUGCCUCCGUAUUCCUUGGUUGAAGAAACAGCUAGCAGCGGAGGAUCCUUUCCGAAAUAAUGAGCACUUUCAUUUUACCAACCUGUUUCUUUGUGGCCUGCUUUCUAGAUCCAAGCAGAAGCUCUUCAGACAUUUAGUUUUGCCUGCAGUCAUUAAAAAAAAGAGAAAGACCCUCAUGACAUACCUUGGGGAGAGCAUGAAAUCUCACCUGAAAGGCAUCUCUCGGUCCAGGCUUGCAAAGUACAAUCAGAUCCAGGUCCAGCCCAACUUUGUUUGGAUGCUCAGGUGCCUUUACGAGACUCAGAGCGAGAAAGUGGGGAAGUUGGCUGCCAAACGCAUGCAUGCCAAUUACAUCAAGCUCACAUACUGCAAUGCCUACUCUGCUGACUGCAGUGCUAUUUCCUUUGUUGUGAAUCACUUUCAAAAGCACCUGGCUCUGGAUUUGGACAACAACAACAUCAAUGACUAUGGAGUCAAACAGUUGCUACCGUGCUUCAGCAAGCUUGCAGUGAUCAGGCUCAGUGUAAAUCAGGUCACAGAUCAUGGAGUAAGGAUCUUGUACGAAGAACUCUCCAAGUACCAAAUUGUGACUUUCUUGGGCUUAUACAACAAUCAAAUCACUGAUGUUGGAGCCAAGUAUGUUGCAAAACUAAUUGAAGAGUGCUCAAGCCUUGAAUACGUUAAAAUAGGAGCAAACAAAAUAACGAGUGAAGGAGGGAAGUGCCUUGCCCAGGCCAUCCAGAAGAGCAAGACAAUGUUUGAAAUUGGGAUGUGGGGUAAUCAAGUUGGAGACGAAGGAGCAAAGGCAUUUGCAGAGGCCCUGAGGAACCACCCCAGGUUAACAAACGUGAGUCUGGCACUCAAUGGCAUCACGACAGAGGGAGGCAAAAGUAUUGCUGAAGCUAUGCAACACAACAACUCCGUGAAAAUAUUCUGGUUGACUAAAAAUGAGCUGGAUGAUGAGGCAGCAAUGAGUUUUGCAGAGAUGCUGAAGGUCAACAAGAAACUGGUGCAUUUAUGGCUUAUCCAGAAUCAAAUUACAGCCAAAGGGGUGAAGUACCUCAGCGAAGCUCUCAAGGAGAACACAGCUAUUAAAGAAGUCUGUUUGAACGGGAACCUGAUAAGCCAAGAGGAGGCCAAAGCUUUUGAAAAUGAAGAACGAAUCAUUUGCUUCUGAACGAGGACUUGCCCAUUUUGACAAGCUUCCUGUUACAAAGGUUACUCCUACACCUGGACUGCAGAGUUUAUAAAGGCAUAUAUCUGCAACGCUUGUGGCAGCCAUCGUGUAUCUCUCUUCUGCCUUUUUAUGAACAUGCUGCGCUCCCUUGGCUCCGUCCCUUACCCUGCCUGUUACUCUUAAUCCUUUUGGUGAGUGGGAAGUUGCAUGGGUAAAUAAUUAAUGUUUGUGUGAUGCUUUGAAGAUGAAAUGCAGAGUGUUAGCAGACCAAAUCCACUGGCAUUUUGACAACUGAGUUUAGAUUUAUUCUGUACACUGAUGUAAAUAAUCUCUAACUUAUUUAUAUACAGAAAUAUACACACAGACAUAUAUAUAUAUAUAUAUAUGUAAGAAAGGUUGCAAGAUGCACAAACUCCCAGAACUCACAGUAUUAUCUGCUGCAUAACUGAAAAUGAACAUAUGUAGCUUUACUGGAAACAUAAUCCAUCUAUAAUAGUUGCACGGUACCGAUGUUUUCAACAUGAAUACCUUUCUCCUGCCUAGAACUUAGGCCCUUAUUUCUCCACUGACUAGAGGCAGCGUCAUAGACACUGGGUUUGGGGGGUUUUGGUUAGUUGGUUUUUCUGAGACAUGGGUACCUCAGGCUCAGGUUACUUUCAAUAAUCUUUUUUUCCAUACUGAAGCCAAUACAUUUUCUUUUAUACAACCAGAAGUCCUUACUGCCAUCACUGUAAAAGCAUAAAACUGGCAGUAAAACACUUUUGCUUAAAAUUUCCCGAGGGCUGCACAGAAACUGCCACCUCCUGUUUUCACAGUGUUUGUUCUGGGGAGGGGGGCUGGAGAUAAAUGUAAAAUAUUAAUUAGCAGGCUGUUCAGUGCCUUGGCUCUUGGCCUAGACACCGUGCUGGUGGCAAUACACUGAGUUGCCUAGCUUCAGUGGGGAGAAGGGAUGAUUGAAAAUCAAUUGUGUCACAUAGAAAUCCCUUCUCCCAGCAACAUGCAAGCACAGAAAAUGAUUGAGAUUUGCUUGGAAAGCUUUUAUUCUGUGCCUGAACUUCACAUGCUCUUAAAAGAAACCAGUUUGCAAAAGAGUGGGCUAUUUGAUUUUUUGUGUGUGUGUGUGUGCACAGAAAUUGGGCAUGCUUUACACAGGUAAACUCAAACUCUACCCCACAGUGUGUACAAGGAAACUAAAAUGGAAAUGCAUGAUCCAUUUUCCUUCCUUCUCCCAUGUUACCACUCCCCAAAAUGCUGAGAAACAAUUCUCCAGUUGCUGACUGGCCCACAACACCUUGGGAGGCUGGAAGAAGAAUCUCCAGUUAAAACACCAAACCAAUGAUCCUUCACCUUCCCAUCUCCCAGAUCUGCCCCAUAAAGCAAAACAUGGAUGAAGGCUUGCUUCGUAGGUCAGCACCUCUCUAUUUCCUACGUGGUAGCAGACCUUUCCAAGUCCCCAAUUCUGUCUACUCCCUUAACACAGUUUAAAAUACUCAUAAAGCUUUUUACAAAACCCACAGUUUAAAAAAAAAAAAAAAAAAAAAGAAAGAAAAAGAGGAGAAAAACAACUCAGUGUUCAUCAUUUGUCAGUGUUUUUUCCUCCCUGUCCAUGGUAUCAGCGCUGAUAUUUCACAGGGAGGGAGGUGAGGCUUUUAGACCGUGCCAGAGGAAAGUCAGCUAACUUGAAUGAUUUCUGCACUUGAGCCAUUGGUUUGCUGAAGCAGAAGGGCACACCGUUACAGAUGAGCUGGAUAUCAGUUGCGAAAAACAUCUGCCAAAGCAAGGCCUUUAAAUACAUCUCAGCGACUUUAACAAAUCAGACACCCGUGCACCUUGUCAAAAGGUUGUUCCUGUUUUUGCCAGCCUGCCCUUCACCAGAGGUGUCUUUUGCCUAUGCUGGAGGGAGGUGUGCGCCCAGUUUGCUGUAAUUACCAAAUUAUUUGCUUAUUUCCCAGAUAGAAAUUAUAGUUAAAACCUCCAGCUCCAGUCCUAAUUUCAGGGAUAGGCUAAAGCAGUACAACGUGUCCCCGACAGCUCCCUCCAAGCUUCCCAGUGCAGACACGUCAGCCCCUUUUUUAGUUUAGAGCAGCCUUUGGAGCUAUUCGUAGCGUGACGACAGCCUCAACCCUGUUGCAAAUCCCGUUAUGUGCCCGGCUGUUAGAAGCCAGGCAUCCAGGGCAGUGUUUUCAGGGACAGGAGCAUCUGCAGGGCUGCAGCAGCUAAACACAGCCUUGGAGUCAGCAGUGUCAGGAUCAAGCCCGGCUCCACAUAGGACAGAGUUUGGCACCAGUGAUGGUGCCAGUGACCAUGCCAGUCACAGCCACUCAUUUCAGAGGUGAUCCUGGGAUGCGAGUGCUUGUUAGGGUGGGGCUGAAGGUCUGAGCACAGCUCAGGCUGGCUUUGACAAGACUGAGUGGUUUCACAGCAUCCCGCUCCCAGCUUGCCCAGGGCAGAGGGUCUGCUUCAGGCAGGCACACCACCGCUUCAGGAAGCGUGCUGGGGAAAGGGGUUGCUGCUCUGGGAGUAGCUGGAGUUUCCUUGGUUAUUGGCAGAGCGUUUCAGGCCGCAGUUCUUUAUUCGUGGGCUUACUGGACUAUAUGUAGAGCACAUCACAGCAGCACCUUUGCAGCUUGCAGCAAGAGCCUUGUUUACUCAAAUUCAGAGACAAUUGUACCUUUUUUAAAGACUUGUUUGUAAUUUGCUAAGGCGUUCUCUGUAAGCAGCGUUAUGGUUUUUUCCACUUGUUCACUGUGAUAAUAAACAGCUUUUUAAAGAA
Messenger RNA from Phalacrocorax carbo (great cormorant), 6086 nucleotides. NCBI's taxonomy places the organism in Eukaryota, Metazoa, Chordata, Aves, Suliformes, Phalacrocoracidae. The record is from RefSeq and is a predicted model, not a curated record.